Tribolium madens (black flour beetle) is the source of this 2563-nucleotide messenger RNA. RefSeq lists its product as uncharacterized. The record is from RefSeq and is a predicted model, not a curated record. Gene Ontology annotation, molecular function: protein binding. Lineage: Eukaryota; Metazoa; Arthropoda; Insecta; Coleoptera; Tenebrionidae. The transcript is spliced from 8 exons. Bases 143 to 2437 code for a protein of 764 amino acids.
CUUGUAGCGGCCAAAAGCACGUUAGUCUGGCGCGAGCCGCAACUGAAACAACAGUAGUGAUCCAGUUUCAGUUUUCAGUGUUGUGAUCGUUUGAAUGGAUUAUUUUUAAAUAAGGGCGCACCGUCUCGUCCGCGAUGCUGGGAUGAAUUCGCCGCUCCCGCAGAGUCCCCGGACCCGCAGGCCAUCCGGGGGUCGUCGUCCCCCGACACACCUCCACUCGGACUGUCCCCCGGAACCAGAGGACUGCGACUCGCCCGGUCUGGGACAAAGAUCGGUCUCUCUGACGACUCUCCAGCCAGCUAUCAUCCAGCCCAGAAUGGCUCAACUGGAGACACUCGAAGCCAAGAUGGCCAGUAUCGAGGUGUCCCUCUCGAGCACACCCAGACGCAAAAAGAACAUCACUGGGAUUAACGCCUCGAUCAGAUCUAUCCCCAAAGAAAUCGCAGCGAAGGAGUUAGAGACUUUGAGAAAUGCCUUGCGAGACAAGGAAAAUAUUAUACAAAGUUUGAAAGGACAACUGACAAUCCCAGGAUUGAGGUUGUCACAAAUGAGGAACCCCGCGAACAGCAAUCGAGAUUUGACAGAAAUCGAGAAAAAACAAGCCGAAGAGAGACUCAACCGACUCAAAACAGACGUCGAUAACAAGAGAUUGGCCAUUAAGAACCUCAAAAUGGCGCUGGAACGGCUGGAUAUCACCGAUAACAUCGACGUGCGGAUCCAGCAGGCCGAGCUGGAGUACCAGUUAGGCCGCGAAGAGCUCAAUUUGUUAACACUGCUCGAGGAAACGCGCGCUCUCCAAUUAUGUCUCGAUGAGUCGAAUAAAAACUCGUCGGAAUCUCAUACCCUGUACAGUUGUGUUAACGGAAGCGUCCACGUGAUUCUUCUAGGUGUCGAGGUCGAGUACGACCCAAAAAGCCCCAAAUUCGGGGCCAGUCAGAAGGAGGCAGUACCGGGCUUGUGGAUAGAUUGGGCACUUGAAGAAACGGGACUGUGUAAAGGUGACAGAUUGGUCGAAGUCAACGGGAAAAUCGUCUUGACGAAGAAUCGCGAUGAUCUCAGUAGACUGCUUGCGGCAGCACCGGACCCAGCCCAAAUCGUCAUUUUGCGGAAAUUGGCCCAAAACGGUACCACCCCCAGCGUGGGCACCACCAGCAAGGAAGUGGCCUCGCUGCGGUGCGAACUGGAGGCGGUGCGAGAACGAGCCGAUGAGGCACAGAAAACAAAAGAAAACCUCAUCUCGGAUAACAUCAGACUCACACAUCGAAUCUCCUAUUUGGAAGAACAAGUUUCUGAGCUUCUUUGUCGGAAAAAAUCCGACUCCGAUGUCCGGAUUCUCGCAAAAACUCCGGUGAUUUCGACGGUGAAAACCAACCAAAACGUCACAAAUAUCAACAUAACGACUCAACCAACUUCGAAAGAGCUUCAGGUGUUUCAAAAGGGUCAAGUGACGGCACUUGUGGCUAAUAUUCCGGGCCUGGAAACGUCGAAAGACACUCAUUCUGCGCUUCCGGUGCGGUCGAAAAGCAGUCUUUCGAAUGUUUCAAACACCCAUAUUCCGGCCCCAGAAUCGGACCACCACUGUCAUAAAACCCAUCGGCAUAAACACCGGUCGCGACAUGGGCUUCAGACGUCGGCGAGCACCCAGAAUUUGGACCAGAAUGAUAAGAUAACCUACCGGAAACACAACCACCACCACCAUCACCGAGAGAAGGAUUACAGUUCGGAGACGAAUUCAGCGAUUGAGCACGUGACCCGAUACAAUAAACGGAAUAGUGAGAAUGGUUACAAGUACUCGAAUUCGAACUCGGAGAAGGACUUCGGGUCGGAUAUCAUGGACCAGAGUUACAAAAAAGCGACGAAAAUCGUCCACGAGUUAACCCGAGACAGUCUCUAUGAGAAACACCGCCAGAAAUGCCUCACCGCUUCCGAAAAAUACAACUCGGACAUCCUCAAACAUUACAAUGCCCGGAAGUCGACUUCGGUUCUCGAUUUCCGUUCCGAAAUCCACAUCGGGCCCAAAUACCCCGACUCGAAGAGCGUCGAAGACUUGGACGAGAAAAAAGUCCACAAGAAAAUCCAAGAUGCUCGCAGUGUCAAAUCCCUGGAUUUUGACAGUGAUUGCACGAGUCACAAAUCCAAAUCGAUUGAUUAUACGUCGGAACCGAUCGAGAACCGGAAAUUGUCGGGAUAUUCCGGGUAUUAUGAGGUGAAACCGCGGCCAACGCCGCCGAAGAAACCCUUGAGAUUGUCGUUGCAUAAAACGCAGAGUCUGCAAUCGGUGGAAACGCCUACGCCGGGGAGUUCCCCCGGGAAGGGUGAGUCCCGGAAGAGGAAUUACAAGGGGGAGAUUGGGAUGCAGAAUGGGUGUCAGGAGGUGAAGUGGGCGAGUUUUGGACACAAGCUGGAGAAUGGGGUGGAGAGUGGGAGUUGGUGUUAGUGUAAAUGAUUGACGAUUUUAUAAUAGAUGUUUAAGAAAAACAAGUUUUUAUUUUAUCAAAGCAACAAGUAGUUAUUUAAGUUUUUAUUUAUUGUAAAUUGCCAAAAUAAAACUGACAGAAAUCUA